AUGUCGAGCUCAGAGAUCAACCAGGUUUUGGCCAAUUCGCUGUCGCCUGACGCGAACUUGCGCAACGCUGCCGAGCAGCAACUUACACAAGCAGCUGAGAACAACUUUCCUCUAUACCUCGCAACCCUCGUCCAGGAGCUUGCAAACGAGAGCGCCGACGGUUCCAUCCGUGCCGCUGCCGGUCUCGCACUCAAGAACGCCUUCACCGCCCGUGACUUUAACCGCCACCAAGAGCUCCAGGCAAAAUGGCUUCAACAGACCGACGACGAGACGAAGACGCAGGUCAAGAACUUGACUUUGCAAACACUGGCCUCGUCCAACGCCCAGGCCGGCCAGGCCGCCGCCCAGGUCAUUUCUUCUAUUGCCGGCCUUGAGCUGCCCAGAAGCCAGUGGCAGGACUUGAUGGGCAUCCUCGUUAAGAACGUCAGCGAGGGCGCCGAGCACCAGAAGCAGGCCUCCUUGACCACGAUCGGAUACAUCUGUGAAAGCCAGGACCCCGAUCUGCGCACCGCCCUUAUUGCCCACUCCAACGCCAUCUUGACCGCCGUUGUCCAGGGUGCCCGCAAGGAAGAGACGAGCCUCGAGGUCCGCCUGGCUGCUAUCACAGCCCUUGGUGACUCGCUUGAGUUUGUCGGCAACAACUUCAAGCACGAGGGUGAGCGCAACUACAUCAUGCAGGUUGUCUGCGAGGCCACCCAGGCCGAUGACUCCCGGAUACAGCAGGGCGCCUUUGGCUGCCUGAACCGCAUCAUGGGUCUCUACUACGACAACAUGCGCUUUUACAUGGAGAAGGCCCUGUUCGGCUUGACCAUUCUUGGCAUGAAGUCUUCGGACGAGGACGUUGCCAAGUUGGCUGUCGAGUUCUGGAGCACUGUUUGCGAAGAAGAGAUUGGUAUUGAAGACGACAACGCCCAGGUCGAGAGCGCCGACCAGAUGCGCCCCUUCUACAACUUUGCUCGCGUAGCUGCCAACGAAGUUGUGCCCGUCCUCCUGAUGCUUUUGACCAAGCAAGACGAGGAUGCUGCCGAUGACGAGUACAACCUGGCCCGUGCCGCCUACCAGUGUCUCGCUCUUUACUCCCAGGCCAUCGGUGCCGCUAUUAUCAGCCCCGUUCUCCAGUUCGUCGAGGGCAACCUGCGUGCCGAAGACUGGCACCACCGUGAUGCCGCCGUUUCUGCUUUCGGCGCCAUUAUGGACGGUCCCGACGAGAAGGUCCUCGACCCCAUUGUUAAGCAGGCUCUUCCUAUCCUCAUCGGCAUGAUGGACGACAGCUCCCUCCAUGUCAAGGAUUCUACCGCCUACGCCCUCGGCCGCAUCACCGAGAGCGUGUCGGAUAGCAUCGAUCCCAACCAGCACCUCGACCCCCUCGUCCGUUCCCUGUUCAACGGCCUCAUGAGCAACGCCAAGAUUGCCUCUUCGUGCUGCUGGGCCCUCAUGAACUUGGCUGAGCGCUUCUCUGGCGACUUCGGUGCUGCCCAGAACCCUCUUACUCCCCACUUCAACCAGAGCGUCACCAACCUGCUUGGUCUGACUGCUCGCCCCGACUGCGACUCCUAUGUCCGCACUGCCGCAUACGAGGUCCUCAACGUCUUCGUCCAGAACGCCGCCUCUGAGAGCCUGCAACCCAUUGCCUCUCUCUCCGGAGUCAUCAUUGAGCGUCUCGAGGGAACCAUCCCCAUGCAGAGCCAGGUUGUCAGCGUCGAGGACAAGAUCAUGCUUGAGGAGAUGCAGACCAGCUUGUGCACAGUUCUUCAGGCCAUCAUCCAGAGACUGGACAAGGAGAUCAUUCCUCAAGGCGACCGCAUCAUGCAGACUCUACUCCAGAUUCUCAGCACCGUCGGCGGCAAGUCGAGCGUCCCUGAUGCCGUCUUCGCCACCAUCAGCGCUCUUGCCAACGCCAUGGAGGAGGACUUCUCCAAGUACAUGGAGGCUUUCACCCCCUUCCUCUACAACGCCCUGGGCAACCAGGAGGAGCCCAGUCUCUGCGCCAUGGCCAUCGGCCUGGUUAGCGAUCUUACCCGAUCCCUUGGCGAGCGCAGCCAGCCGUACUGCGACAACUUCAUGAACCACUUGCUGCACAACCUGAAGAGUCCCUCCCUCAGCAACCAGUUCAAGCCUGCCAUUCUGCAGUGCUUUGGCGAUAUUGCUGGCGCUAUUGGCGGUCACUUUGAGACAUAUCUGUCCGUCAUUGCGCAGGUCCUGCAACAGGCUGCCACCGUCAAUGCCGGCCCUGAGGGCCCUUACGAGAUGUAUGACUACGUCAUCUCCCUCCGCGAGGGUAUCAUGGAUGCCUGGGGCGGCAUUAUCGGUGCCAUGAAGUCCGGCGGCAAGACUUCCGUUCUCCAGCCUUACGUGUCUUCGAUCUUCCAGCUGUUGAACAUGAUCGCCAGCGACAUGAACCGCAGCGAGGCUCUCAUGCGCGCAGCCAUGGGUGUAAUUGGCGAUCUUGCUGACGCCUACCCCAACGGCGAGCUCGUUGACAUCUUCCGCCAGGAUUGGCUCACCGCUCUGAUCAAGGAGACCAAGACCAACCGCGAGUUCCAGCCCAGGACAAUCGAAACCGCCCGGUGGGCCAGAGAGCAGGUAAAGCGCCAGGUUGGCGGCUCUACCAGCGUUAUGGCCCAGACCUGA
Molecule: messenger RNA, 2631 nt
Organism: Colletotrichum truncatum
Lineage: Eukaryota; Fungi; Ascomycota; Sordariomycetes; Glomerellales; Glomerellaceae
Biological process (GO): protein import into nucleus
Cellular component (GO): nucleus; cytoplasm
Molecular function (GO): small GTPase binding; nuclear import signal receptor activity
Source: RefSeq, a predicted model, not a curated record